Molecule: messenger RNA, 7893 nt
Organism: Adineta ricciae
Lineage: Eukaryota; Metazoa; Rotifera; Eurotatoria; Adinetida; Adinetidae
Source: the annotation of a GenBank genome assembly
AUGUCUGACUCGAUGUGUUCAUGUUGUACACUCUUUGGAAAACCGUCGGUUCGGGUGAAUUUUAUGAUCACAACAGGUGUCCCGGGCAGUUUAGUCUAUGAACGUGUUCGUUAUUUCUUGAAAAGGUUCUCCAAAAAUUCAACGUCGACCAUUGAUACUCGUUUUACGAAUUAUGAAGUGUUGAUGGAUAUCAAUGAGAAACUGUUCACCGUACAGAAUCGUUCUUCGUCGAAUGAACAGCCAUCGAUGUCUCCUACACAACAAUGUUGUCACGGACUUACCACAAGGCACAUAUAUGAAGGUGAUCUAUCGGAUGCGUCUGAAUUAAGAAAAACUAUUCGUGAUUUUCUCAACCCAUCUGUUAGUUCGAAUGAAGAAGGAGGCGAUUCGAAGGCUCAAACAGAGAGUUGGGUUCUGUUCUAUGGACCUGCUUGUCUAGAACCUAGAUUUCUGAAUGUAUUUGUGGAACUUGCAAAUGAUAAAAGUGGACUGAUAGACUUUACACUAAAUAUCUUGUGUUUUCUCGUGAAUGAGCAACAACUUUUUGAAAAUUGGCUUCAACAGAAUCUUUCUCUCGAAGAUUACCAAGACAAUACCUAUCCUCAGUACGAACGGUCAAUGAAAACUUUCUUUGAACUAUUAAAUUCUUCGAAAUAUCUUCAACAAAAUACGCUAUUGAUCAGAGAAGAUUCGAUGGUGACUGACGACGCACUUCUAACAUUGAUACGAAAUCUUUUCCAUCAAGAAUCAUCGAAAUAUCGAGCAAGCAACGAAUUACUUCGUCGAUCUAUGUCCACACUACUUAGUCUUCGAGUUCGAACAGUUCGUGACAUACGAAACGUUCGACAAAACUUACAAGGUGGUUAUUCCACGAUCAUCUCGAAACGAUUAAAGCCACUUCUGGAUGAACUGCAACAACCGGACACAGCAGCGAAUGCCGCGCGUCAAAUAGUUAACAUUGUUCUCAAUGAAUUUGAACGUACAAAUGAAGAAGAAUUGCGCACAUAUAAGAGAUUACUGAUGAUUGGUUUCACACCUACCGAUGCUCAGAACUCUAACACCAUUGUUGCACAACUGGUUCUUUAUGCUAUUCGUUUACUUGAUGAAAAUAAUGAUUCAUUAAUUCCACUUAUCUAUUCUAUAGUUGUAUCUGUAUGUGUAUUAGCUGGUCAUUUCUAUUUUCGCCAUGAAUUAUUCAAUAAUACAGUCGAAGUUUAUACAUUGAGUUUAUUAUUGAUUAGUAGACGACAGUAUGCUUUAACUUUGGCUGGCCUUCGACUUUGCGUAACUAUUUUGCGCGGGGAUCAGAAUGAACAUAAAUAUGCUAUUGCAUAUUUAACUCAUGAUCCAUUGGCAGCGCGGAAAGUUUUAGAUUCAAUUAAAUGGCUUUUGUCACCUUUUAUCGCACUGAAAGAAACAUGGAAAGAAGAGAGCGAAAAGAAGACCGACGAGAACGAAAUUGUGAAUGUGAAUAGGGAAAAAUCAGUAGCGGGUAUCGCUGAGAAAUUCUGUAUUUCUCACGUGAAAAUUUUAUUUGAACGAUCCUAUUUACGUGGCUUGGCGUCUUUGUUCUAUGGUUCAGCAGAUCAUUGCAGAUUGGUGAAUGAAGAUGACAUACACCAUUUUACCGAAGUGAUCGAUAUUUUAGCGAAUUCUCCAUUGUCCAGAUGGGUACACAGUGACACAAAGUCUCGAUUCAGUUUCAUACUAAUUGGUCAUCUAUGUUCUCUUUUGACCCCGAUUAUUCAAUACAGUCCACCGAACGUUAUUUCAGUACUAAAAAGAAAACACAGUUUGUUGACGGCUAUUCCAAAAACGAUUGAAGGUUUAUCUAAAUCAGUUGAUAUCGACGAGAACAUGGUUGGCAUAUGUGUUCGUUUUUAUACACGACUCGUGCAACUAAUAGGCAAACAGGAAAAGACUGACUACGAUGAUGAUGAUGACGACGACGACGACGACGACGACGACGAUGAUGAUGAUGAUGAUGAAGACGAUCGUGGUGGCAGUCAAGAAGCGAGGAUUUUAUCACCAGCACGAUCAACUGAUUCUAUUCUUCCUGUAGCAGAUUCAUUGAAUCUUUCAAAGGAUUUGAUAUCAUCGUAUUUCAACAUGUACAAGAGCAUUCAAAGACCAAUCUUAUUAGAUGAAAAGAUUUCUCAAGAAGAGCAGAUCAAAGUAUUCUUUGACCAAGAGUGGAAAAAAAUUGAUGUUUUACAGUUACAACAUGAUUAUGAACAGCUCAAAGAAAACUAUACUUCAGUCAAUGAAGAACUGACAGAAUUAAGAAACGAAUUGCAACGAACUCAAACAGAAAACGAACAGUUCAGAAAAGAAAACACGCGAUUAGCGAAAGAGAUUGAUUAUCAGAGAACUAUGUCUCGAAGUAGCAUCACAAUCCAGUCUCAACCAACGCCAAUUCCUGUCUUGACCGAUGUGAAUAAUCAGAAAAGUAUCAUAGACGAAUUACAGAAUCUAUCAUCAGCUAAAAUUUCUAUUGCACAAGCCGAACAAUGUAUUCAAGAGCUUUAUCAUCGGCGAACGACAUUCAAUGAUCCAGAUAUGCGAAAGUCGAUUUGUGGAUCACUCAAACAUCUUGGUUCGGAUCUUUACAGUUCGUCCGUACAUUUUCUGCACGAACUCAUUCAGAAUGCUGAAGAUAAUUUUUACGAUGCUACAGUUGUUCCCUGUCUACGUAUUGAGCUGGAUCAUAGGUAUAUUCUUUUCUCCAACAAUGAACAAGGUCUACGAACACGUGAUGUAGUAGCCAUUUGUAGUUUAGCCGUUAGCACUAAAAGUUCUGGCGACCAACAUAUCGGCGAAAAAGGUGUAGGUUUCAAAUCGGUUUUCGCUGCAUCCAACCAACCGAUGUUAUUUUCACAUGCAUGGAAAUUCGGUUUCAAAGUUCCCGGCGUCGAUGCUAUGGCAUAUAUCACUCCUAUAUGGAUAAAAGAUUAUGAUAUACCUGAUUGUGUUUCAAGACAGCUCUCUGUUCAUCCACAUUACACUCAUCUCUAUCUGCCACUCAAACUUCAAACACAUACAGCCGAGGCCAACCUAUUUCUCAAUCAAGUCGUCAAAGCUGCAGAUCCGUGUAUACUUCUCAAUAUGCGUCAUUUGAAGAAGCUUGAGAUAAUGGAUCAACGAGAAAGUAAACUGACGACGAUUGAAAAACAGUCGAUUGGUCCGACGAAACUUGAACCCAAGUCCAAUAUCACAUUUGAAAACUUGACUUUUCAUGAUCUGAAUGGAACAGUAAUCAAAUUGUAUUGUUCGCCAGGAUUUCAUACAUUCCGUGUAUAUACCUGUUAUGUCAAUGUUCCGAAUUCAAUCGAUCAACGCAAAUCACCGAAAACACGAUUAACUAUCGCAUUUCCCUGUGAAAAUGAUUAUUGUCUCACAAGUACAGUUUAUACCGGCUUACCUGUUUGCGAUCUUGGUUUUAAUUUUCUAUUCAAUGCUGACUUUCAGCUGGUGACAAGUCGCGAAAACGUGCGAGAAAAUGCCCCAUUGAAUUCAUUUAUUCGGGAUCAUUUAGCAACGCUCUUCGUUUAUCUCUUACUGGCUGAUUUAGAUUUAAGAAAAGACAUUAGCCGAUACUGUCCUUCAUCCACUACACAUCAAGUUAAACAUUCCUCUUGGUGGCUUGUGAUGAUCGACAGAAUCAAUGAGCUGAUAACGAAACAUCUGCCUGCAUUAUUUGAUAUUCGAUCUGGUAAAGCAAUUCGUCAUUCGAACAAAGAUAUCGCCUCGCUUGUAUCGAACGAACAACUGUACAAUUGCGCUGACAUACAAGUAAUCAAUGCAGACGAUGAAUUUCUGACAACGGAACGAUUGAAAUCCUUUCAAAUUCAAUCAGUAUCUAUCCUAGAUGUUUUAAAUUGUUUUCCCAAUUCGAACGAACAGAGGGCAUCGAACAAAAACGAGUUUUAUCUAUGGGCACAAAAACAAGAUGAAAGUUGGUGGCAUCAACUAUACCGUCAUAUUGAACAAACAACAACACCUGGUAUUUUUGAAGCAAUGUUACAGAAGCCCAUCUUUCUAUUUGAUAAUGAUCACCGAAGACAGUACUUACCAACGAAAAACGAUGGCACUCGUUUACUUCUCUUCAUCACUGAUGACCCAGCGUUUCGAAUGUGGAAAAGACAAUUAACAUUACUCAGAUAUUCUUCCCUAUCUGAGAAGAAUGCGCUUUUAAAAUCCACUUACAUCCAAUUGCUUACCGAUGAGCGAAUCAUGGAAAUUAUACAUCAAGAUCAUCUACAACUAUACCUGUCACUCCGCAACAGCAACGUAGAUGCUAAAUUAAUCGACGAAAUAUGGAAGGAUUUGGCUUAUUUAAAAUCUCAAAUAGCUAAACUAGACAAAUCGAAACCAUUCUUAGUACCAGUCAAUGAUCAAACCAAACUCAUUCCUAUCCAAUAUGCCAUAGUACCAACCAUCUUAGGAGUGGACAUUCGUUCCUUUAUGUAUCCAACAACAUCAUCUCUUAUCGCAUAUCCAUACCAUAACUUUCCAAGUCAUUCGUUAAUCAACAUUUUAGAUUGGGAGCAUUUUCUAUUAGAAAUGAAUUGUCAACGGCCAUCUAUUUAUCUUCCUCCGACUUAUACGAUCACAUCUUUACCGCUUUUGCCCACAUUGACAUCAUUCAAAGAUGAAAAAUGUGCUCGAUUGGCGGAAUUUAUUCUUUCUGCACAAACUCCAAAAACUAAAGAUUGUCUUCGUCAAUUUCCUAUCGUCGACAAUUCCACUCCGAAACAACAGAUCACUCCUGUUUCUGCUGCCUUCGACGAAAGCAUAGUUCGCGAUUUACCAUCCUUACCACGCCUCAUCAUCCCUUCUCACUGUCAAUCUUUAGCAAAAGAGUUGGGUGUCUGUGUGGAAUAUGAUCUUCGUACGUGUGCAACUAUACUUCAAUUAUUGAGUGACGAAAAACACAGCAACAUCGAUCUGUACAUUCAAUGGUUAGGACAUCUACAACUAUAUGCUCGUCAGCAACGAAAUCAAUUUGAUCCCAAAAAUCUGCUCGCCUCUUGUCGUUUGUAUCUACCUGAUCAAAAAGACUUCUAUUCAUUGGAACAACUUCUUAUCGUAUCUAGUGACACAAAGCAUCUCAAUGGAAUAUUGUCUGUUGCUAAAUAUCUCAAACUACAACUUAUUUCACCGUCACACAACCAAAUCUAUUGGCAAUUUAAAGAGUUGUUCAGUCUGUUAGAUUGCACAUGCAAAAUUAACAUUAGUCAUGUGUAUAAAACGAUUUAUCUCGCAAGUCAAGAUAAAACAAAUUUCUUCGUUUUGGGUGAUUGUCUUACAACUUUAAAUGAUAAUGGAUUGGAAACGAUGAUAACUCUAUUCCAAUAUUUAGAAGAAUUAAUACUAGAACGUGUUAAAGAUAACAAAGACAAUCAUCCGGAUUUGUAUCGUACCAUCGUUGAAAGAAAACACCCAUCAGCUCCCGAUGGCAGUCGAGAAGAUUUGGAAUGGCGUUUUAGUUUCACUUGUAAUUCUCUAUCACAACAACUGAAAGAUUUAAUUGAUCUACCAUCGAAAGGACCGAAAAUUGGCCUUCUUACCAUCGAUCGACAACUGAUUCCCAAAGAAGCAGGUACAAUUAUAUAUGCAUGUUUAGAAACGAAGAUCAUUCAAAAUCUAUUGCGAAAUUUCGGCAAACGCAGUUUUUUUUUACCACUUAUUGCACGUACGUGCCCAUUAGUUUUGGCAACAUACGACAUUGAUUAUCUUGAACGACGUGGUAAACUUCUCUGGGUGCAUAAAAAUCAUAAUCUGGAAUACAGUCUUAAACAAUUGACAGAUAUCUUUCGUUACACACUCAAUGAUCCAGCUAUCGAAGUUGUGUCAGCGAAAUAUGCCAGUGUCAGUGUGCUUCUUUCGGAUUCAUUUAUAAUUAAACCAGCUAACGAAGACAACGAAAACGAAAUUGAUGAAUAUAUGGUUGAUAGUGACUAUCCGUUUUGGAUAUUCGACAAAAUGGUUCUUCUAUGCACUGGAAACGUAGAAAGUGAUGCAUCCAAAGCCAUCAUUGCUACAUCUGCUUUAGCUACUCUUCUACAUAAGCGAAAAUAUCUCUCCUUUGACGACGCAAAAUUGAUCGCUCGAAGAGAAAUUAGUAACUGCACGACAUUUCGAUCCGAACAUCUGUCGAGUAUUGCAAGUAGUAAGACCACUAUUCAUUCAUAUACAGACGUGCUCUUUCCUGUUGAUCAUCAGACAAUCGAAUCGAUGGUUAUCUCCAUCGGAAAACAUUGUACUACGGAAGAAGAUUUGGAAGACGAUACAGGAGCCAUGGUUGCAGCUGAACGACGUGGCAUCGAUCGGAUCUAUCGUGAUUCCGUACAAAAUCAAAAUCACCUUUCUCAACGCGAAAAUAAUCCGAACCAAUGGUCAGAUCCGAGGAUUGUCGAUGGUAUUGAACACAUCAAAAUUGGUCGUCACGCCGAACAUUUCUUUUUUACUUACUUACAACAGUGUUAUGGCGCAAUAGACGUGACACCAACGAAAAAUUGGCGUUCAUCAGCACGUCGUGAUAUCUAUCCAAAUUAUUCGAGAAAUAUUGACGAUUCAGUUGGCUAUGAUUUUGAAUUACAAGAUUUUCGCGAAAUAUUUGUUCGUGGUACAGGAUCAACAAGUAAAUAUUGCUAUUUCGAAGUGAAAGGUACCAGUGGAGUGUUUUCGAAAGAGAAUACUCAUUUUCAUAUAUCCGACAAUGAAUUAAAUACGUGCGAAGCGAUUGCAAAAGACCCGAAAAGACGUGAGCGCGAAGCUUAUUUCAUUGUUAUUAUACAAAACUGUCUGGACCCAGAGAAAAUUUCAUUCGGUGCAACUAUUAACUGGAGUGAUAACUUUCAACGAAUAGCAGGUGUACCAGAUAGUUACAAAUGUAGAAUUGCUUUACCUUUAGAGAGAAGUAUCACUCAUUCGAAACCUCAAGUACCUGAAGUCAAUACUCAUCAUCAGACGCAACCAUCGCAGACGCGUCAGGAAAGGGGUGUGAUUGUUGACGAUAGAAAACCACCUGUUCAUCCUGAAACAGUGAUUGCCCCAACUUCCGCAACCAAUCAACCAAGCAAGUUUCCUCAACACAAGCCACCUCGUACAUGGAGACCGAAACGACAAUUACCACAAGCCCCUCAAAAAGAUCUGCCUCAACAGACUCCGCCUUCUGAGCUAAGUCAACUACCUCCCUCGAAUCUAGUUUCUCAACAAAAAUCGGCUCUUUCACGAAAACAAAAACGACAACAUGUACACUUCGCUGACGAAACUCAACUACCUCCUUCCAAUCCACCACCCCAAGAAAAUCGAUCUCAAAAUCCAAAUCAAACUCCUCAAUCAAAUCCACCUCAGGAGAAUCCACCACCUCAACAAAAUCGGUCUCCUCAUUCAAAUCCAAUUCCUCCAAAAGGUUCAUCUGCACAAAGUUCAAUUCCUUCUUCCAAUCCACCUCCUCAACAACACCGACCUAAAGCAAACCCGACACCUCAACAAAACCUACCACAACAAAUUUCACCUUCUGGCCCAAAUCCAGUUUCUCAGCAACGGCCCACCGUAAAUCCCACCGUACAACAGAAUCCACUUCCAUCACCGAAUCUAACUCCUCAACGAGCACAGUUACUACAUCCGGAUCCAUUAUUCGUUCAAAGUCCAUCUCCUCAACCGCCUAGACCUUCACUUGCCACUCAAGCUAUGCAAGAGAAUCCACAACCUCGUCCAAAUCCAUUUUCUCACCAAAAUCCAUCGUCUCCCCGAGCUCCACUUCCAAUUCUUAAUCCACCUCCACUGAUGACUCCACCACCUCAACAGUAUCGAGGUUCUCAUCCGAAUCUACACCUUCCACGCAAUCCGCAACCUCGGAAACACUCUACAGUGCGAAAAAAAUAA